This is a messenger RNA of Penicillium egyptiacum, 717 nucleotides long. Lineage: Eukaryota; Fungi; Ascomycota; Eurotiomycetes; Eurotiales; Aspergillaceae. The record is from the annotation of a GenBank genome assembly.
AUGAGUUGGUACGAUGAAUGGCUCUUUCAGCAGCUUCAGAAUCUACCUCACAGUCUUGCACAACUCCGAGUUGGGGCAUACAAAAUUCAAGACAAACAGAGCUUAAAUACUUUUUUUGAGGGCAUUGAGGAUUACUGUGCGCGGGAAACCGAAGGGGUCUCUAUCGAUGAGAUCACGGAGUACUUACGAAAAACAGGAACCUUUGAUCACACCAAAGCGCUGCACGGCCAUCAAACGCCUCUUAUUUUCGCCGCUCUUUGCUGUACAUUGACUAUGACAGAAGCACUAAGACUUUAUCGCUCUUCAAAUAUCCGUCAAUUUGUCUUGAAAUGCUUCGAUCACGGGUUGAUCUACUCCUUCUCCAGCAUUGAAAGCUUCCCAGAGGAUCCUCAUGCCAACGAAGAGGAACUUACGCAAUUUCUGCAAGAGGUGCUUUUAUCCUAUCGCCUUCUUUUUGCCCAGUCGGCCCCAUCGAAGAAACUUUUUCGCCAAAUCUAUUGGAUGUCGAAUUUUCAGAGCCACCCGACCGAUUCCCUGCUUUUCCAGUUGUGCACCCAGAAGCGGAUUGGACAGAACUUGACAAUGCUUCCAGCUGACAAGCCACUCUAUUUCGCUGCCCGAGACUUUCCUGUGCUGUAUGACCGGAUCGAGCUCAUGGCAAAUGAUAUCAAGGACGAGGCCAAGCUCAAUCCUCAAUCUAAUGAGAGACAGACGUGA